Molecule: messenger RNA, 934 nt
Organism: Cariama cristata (Red-legged seriema)
Lineage: Eukaryota; Metazoa; Chordata; Aves; Cariamiformes; Cariamidae
Gene: INSC
Product: inscuteable homolog (Drosophila)
Exons: 6
Biological process (GO): asymmetric cell division; regulation of asymmetric cell division; apical protein localization
Cellular component (GO): apical cortex
Molecular function (GO): cytoskeletal adaptor activity
Source: RefSeq, a predicted model, not a curated record
AUGCACUUAAUUCAGGUGGACUCCGUUCAGCGAUGGAUGGAAGAUUUGAAGCUGAUGACAGACUGCGAAUGUAUGUGUAUUCUCCAGUCCAAACCAAUCAGCAUUGAGAAGGAUGAACAAAACGAACUUAUCCUUUCCUCACAAUAUGGCACAUGUGAUAACUUGCAGGUGCUAUUAAAAAGAGCAUGGAUCAUAAGCACGGAGUUGACCAGGAUUGCUCAAAAGCUAGAGAAGAACAGAUGGCAGAGAGUCCACAGCAUGACAGUAAGAGUCAACUGCCAUGUGCGUUCAAUGAUAAAUGAAUACAACACGUUCGCCAGGAAUUCUUCAGAAGAAAUGCACCGGUUUGAAAAACUUUUAAUAGACAAGUGUUCAGAAUUUACAGCAUUCACAGAAAGGUGCAUACAAACUGAAGAUGAACAGAUACUGAAGUCCAUGAAAUCUUGUAUUAAUGAAACACUCACUACAGUUGCUCAGUAUUUUGGCCAGUUGAUAGAGCUGGUUUUAACACAUGAGGCACAGAACCUGCUGAGACAAAUAGAAUUGUCGGAUAAUAUGUACGUCACUGAGUCAGCGAUUAGUAGUUUAUUCAGCCUUACCCAGGAAGGUGCUCACCUGUGCCGUAUCAUAGCUAAGGAAGGAGGUGUAGUUGCUCUAUUUAAGAUCUGUCGCCAGGAUGGUUUCAGGUGUCUUUAUCCCCAGACAUUGAGAACAUUGGCAUCCAUUUGCUGUGUAGAGGAAGGCGUGUACCAGCUGGAAAAGGUUGAUGGGAUACUGUGCCUGGCUGACAUUCUUACUGAUAACAGCCAUUCUGAAGCUACUCAUGCAGAAGCAGCAGCAGUAAUUGCACAGAUCACAUCUCCACAUCUCACGUUCACUCAGCAUCUCAGCAGCUUUCUGGAAAAUAUGGAAGAAAUUGUAACAGCACUUGUCA